UUCCUCUGUGACGUUGCCAUGUCAGCUGUCUCCACCCAUGAAUGCCCUGAACCUGGAAAUCCGCUGGCACCGCCCGGACGCCUACAAGGUUCCCAUCCUGCUGCAGAAGACCCCAGUGAAACCGGAUCAGGCCCUAGACAAACAAUACAGUGGUAGGGUGUCUCUGGUUGGAGCUCUGGAGAAGGGAGAUGUGUCUAUGAGGCUGGAGAACAUCACCCUGGCAGACAGAGGAGACUAUGUGUGUUACGCCAAGAGCACGCAGUGGUAUGAAUCGGCCACCGUCAACCUGCAAGUCAGAGUGGUGGGCUCAGCGUUAGCAGUCUCUGUAGGCGAGACGACGGAGGGUCAGGUGAACAUUACCUGUGCAACGGACGGCUGGUCUCCUCAACCAAACGUCACCUGGACCAACAGACAGGGGAGCCUACCUGGAUCACCCACAAUGCACUCUGAAGGAUCUGGGGGAAUGACAGCACUCUUUGUUAUCACCCUGCUGCUGUUGUUGGCUCUGCUCAUUGGGAUGUUUGUGGCCUACAGGAAAGAAGGGCAGUCUCUAGCGUCUCCAGUAGAUGACAAAGUAGUUACCAAUGAUGAAACCCAACCAGCCAACGGCAUAAACACAGAGGGACUCCCUACACUAUCCAUUGAAAAGAUUCCUCCAGAAAUGAAAGAUGUGGAAACUAACACAGAGGUUAUGAUGAAGGAUAUGAUCAUUGUGACCCCAGAGUGGGAUAGUCUGAAAUCCUAUGCAGUGGAAAAAAUCUGUCUGGAGGUUAAAGGAAUCCCUGAGUUUCUGAAGGUAAAGGAUGGUCCGGGUGUGAAGACAGAAGUGUGGUGUCCUGAUCCAGCAAGAGUUCAAGGCCAUGCGGAGAGGGAUCCCCACGUGCUGUGUCAGCAGAGAUUCAACAGUGGGAAACACUGCUGGGGAGUGAAGAUGUGGACAACUCCAAAGAUCACAGAAAUGGCAACAAAUGAUAAAAAGAUCAAGCAGAAACAGUCUUGGUAUGUGGGUGUAUGUAGGGAUGGUGAAGAGAAAAUUAAGAAAGUUCGUUUAACCCCAGAAAAUGGUUUCUGGGUUCUACAGUAUGAAAAGGGAACUGGGCUGUUUGUCAAUACGGAUCCUCCAACUCCAGUACCAAUGACAGAACUCUUUAGGAGACUUGGAGUGUUUCUGGACUGUGACAAACACACUCUGUCCUUCUACAACAUAGACACCAACUCACACCUGUGCACCUUUGAGAAUGUUGGAGGAAUGUCUGGUGGAGCCAUCCAUCCUCUGGUCAGUCCUGGAAUUAGAGACUCAGAGGUCAUGAGAGUCUGCACAUAUGAGGAGAUGAAAAAGAAGGACAUACUUAAAGUUUAA
This is a messenger RNA of Engraulis encrasicolus (European anchovy), 1360 nucleotides long. Its product is annotated as butyrophilin subfamily 3 member A3-like. The transcript is spliced from 9 exons. The record is from RefSeq and is a predicted model, not a curated record. Gene Ontology annotation, biological process: regulation of cytokine production; T cell receptor signaling pathway. Gene Ontology annotation, molecular function: signaling receptor binding. Gene Ontology annotation, cellular component: external side of plasma membrane. Bases 38 to 1360 code for a protein of 440 amino acids. Lineage: Eukaryota; Metazoa; Chordata; Actinopteri; Clupeiformes; Engraulidae.